AUGGAGCGCAAAAUGGAGCAACGCGUUAACAUGAAGUUUUGCUUCAAAUUAGGGAAAACGACGACGAAGACUCAUGAAAUGUUAAUGAAAAUGUACGGUGUUGAAACAGUGAGUAAAAAGUGUGUUUUUAUGUGGUUUAAACGCUUUAGAGACGGAAAGGAAGGUGUCGAGGAUGAGCUGCGUUCGGGUCGACCUUCAACAAGCACAGCCCCAGACAACAUCGAACAAGUGCGACGGAUGCUUGCGGAUGAUCGGCGGCUGUCUUUGAGAAUGAUAGCAGAAGAUUUGAAGAUCAGCAAAGAGAAUGUAAGCACUAUUGUUCACGAACAUUUGAAAAAGCGGAAGAUUUGUGCCCGUCUUAUACCGCACAAGCUGACAGAGGAGCAGAAGCAAAAUCGGAUGGAAACGUCUAGAGAUUUCAUCGACAUGUCUGACCGGAUUCCGCAGUUUUAA
Molecule: messenger RNA, 453 nt
Organism: Harpegnathos saltator (Jerdon's jumping ant)
Lineage: Eukaryota; Metazoa; Arthropoda; Insecta; Hymenoptera; Formicidae
Exons: 1
Coding region: 1-453 (150 amino acids)
Source: RefSeq, a predicted model, not a curated record